Messenger RNA from Bipolaris oryzae ATCC 44560, 150 nucleotides. RefSeq lists its product as uncharacterized. The transcript has a single exon. The annotation marks the transcript as partial. NCBI's taxonomy places the organism in Eukaryota, Fungi, Ascomycota, Dothideomycetes, Pleosporales, Pleosporaceae. The record is from RefSeq and is a predicted model, not a curated record.
UCUAUACCUCUCAUUCACACACACACACAAACCAUGGUCAUUGCGCAUUUCAUCUCUUGCGUUUUCCAUGACGAAACCCUCGUUCAAGGCGCUCGGCAGCCACGGACCGCUUGCUAUUCAUCUUGUCUUGACAUUUGUGCUUUGACGCAC